This is a messenger RNA of Pristis pectinata (smalltooth sawfish), 5665 nucleotides long. Its product is annotated as monocarboxylate transporter 8-like. The transcript is spliced from 6 exons. The record is from RefSeq and is a predicted model, not a curated record. Gene Ontology annotation, biological process: transmembrane transport. NCBI's taxonomy places the organism in Eukaryota, Metazoa, Chordata, Chondrichthyes, Rhinopristiformes, Pristidae. Bases 635 to 2053 code for a protein of 472 amino acids. Gene Ontology annotation, molecular function: monocarboxylic acid transmembrane transporter activity; thyroid hormone transmembrane transporter activity.
GUGUGUGUUUGCAGAGCUCCGCUCCGUUGCUCCCCAAUGGGUAAGAGUGGUGGGUGAGGCGGAGCUGCUUGUGAUUAACUGGAAUCGUGCUUGCUUCCUGUUUAUAAGUAUCCCGAGGGACUGAAUGUUGCUGGAAAUGAGUUCUGUUGUCGGGAGGCGUAUUUCUGGAUCCCAGUUAUUUCGCCAACAUUAUUCCCAUGUUUUCACGUUAAAAUGGGGCCAGAGGCGGAGUCUCUGCCUGUGUACUGUCUAAGGAUUUGAUUUCUCUGCAGCUGAUUGAUUCAGUGGUUGCGUUGAUUUUGGCAGCCGGCCCACUCGGCGAACGACGAGUUGGGGGCAGGUUUGUACCUGAUUUUUGAAGCACGCUAAUCUCGAUCAAUCGAUUUAUGCAAGAGCUCCGCUGUGAGCCAAGGACAUCAGUUAGAUUUGAGUAACACAGCCACAUGACAUGAAACGCGGUGGUUGUAAAUAACAUCGCUCUGCAAAACAGAAAGAAAAAAAACUGCACCCAGAGUCUAUAAGGAUCCCCUUGCGUGCUUUGCUGUCUCGUCCAGAGGAAUGGACGUCGAGGACAAGGCUAUGAAGAUGUCGGAGACUGCCGAGGGUGAAGGCUAUAGAAAAGUGCAAGUGUUGGAUGUGCCCGGGUCCAAAAAAAAACACGCAGCCGGCCGCAGUCUCCCCAUCCGCUCCCCAGCCAGGCUACCGAGUGCCCGAAGGCGGUUUCGGCUGGGUAGUGGUACUCGCGGCCACCUGGUGCAACGGAUCUAUCUUCGGCAUCCAGAACUCGUUCGGCAUUCUCUUCCUCAUGUUCCUGAAGGAGAUGGAGAACCAGAACGACCCGAGCCUCCGGUUUAAGACGGCUUGGAUUGGUGCACUCUCAAUGGGGAUGAUCUUCUUCUGUUCUCCAGUAGUCAGCAUUUUCACUGACCGGCUUGGCUGCAGGAAGACAGCAAUGGGUGGUGCAACAGUGGCAUUUAUUGGACUUCUUUCCAGCUCCUUCACAAAGUCCCUGGAACUGAGGUAUUUCACCUACGGAAUUCUCUUUGGAUGCGGAUCAUCUUUUGCUUUCCAGCCAUCAUUAGUCAUUCUUGGCCAUUACUUCCGAUGCCAUUUGGGCCUGGCAAAUGGAGUGAUGACAGCGGGAAGCAGCGUGUUUUCCAUCACCAUGCCUCUUUUCUUGAAGAAGAUUGGUGAUGCCCUGGGUCUGGCUCACACCCUGCAGAUUCUCAGUGUGUUCUUAUUCAUACAGAUACUUCUAUCCUUGACAUAUAAGCCUCUGUUACCUUUGCCAGUUGCUGAAGGAGGAAAGACUAACACCACAAAAUGCCCAAAAUGCUUCCAUCCAUACAGGAGAUACCUAAAUCUGAGAGUCUUCAGGAAAGUAACAUACAGGGUUUGGGCAUUUGGAGUUGCCACUGCUGUCCUAGGCUAUUUUGUUCCAUACGUUCACUUGAUGAAUCACGUCAAAAAAGAAUUUGGAGAAACUGAGAAAAACUGGAUACUACUUGUCUGCAUCGGAGCUUCGUCAGGAGUUGGACGCUUAGCCUUUGGAAAAAUUGGGGAUUGCAUCCCUGGACCCAAGAAGAUCUACCUACAGGUGGUGUCCUUUUGGGUGUUGGGAAUUAUGUCCAUCAUGAUACCACUCUGCAAUGUGUUUGAAGGCCUCAUUGCUGUCUGUAUUUUCCUGGGACUUUGCGAUGGAUGUUCCAUCACCAUCAUGGCACCCAUUGCCUUUGAACUGGUUGGACCUCAAGAGGCUUCACAGGCUAUCGGCUUCCUUCUGGGACUGAUGGCCAUUCCUAUGACUGCAGGACCACCCAUUGCAGGGUUUAUGGAUGAUUCCUUUGGUAACUAUCACUUGGCCUUUUACUUGGCUGGAAUUCCACCCAUCAUUGGUGGACUUCUUCUGUUCUUUGUCCCGAUAAUUCAUUGUCGAAUGAUGAAACAGCAAAAGAAAGAAGAUCCCAGCACUGACAAGAUGUUGUUAGCUUCAGAAAAUGUAUUAAAUGGGGACAUGCUUCCAGGAAACCCCAAUCCAGAAGUCUGUGUGUAAUCAGUAAAGCCAAGGCAUCCUACAUUCCAGAAUGGGUUCAGUCCCAGCACAUAUUGUGAUGUUUUGCUUUUGGUUUAUUCACAUACUUUGAUAUAAUAGUUCUUCCACACAUGUAACAUCAAGAGUUCUCUUUCUAAAAUUCCAUCAGAGUGAAAAUUAAAAACCUAAAGUUCUUAGAUGAUGAGGCAGGUUUAAAACAUCUUUGGCUGCUUCUUAAGCAUAGUGUUGGAUUUAAUCUCAGUCCAGUGGCACUGACAGUAUUCCGUCACUGUAAUUUGUUAGAACUAAUCAUCAUUCUGAUCAUGGUGCAUUGUGUAGAAAUGAAAUCAUUGAAAGGUUACAGCAUACAGAGGUUGGCUCUGUGAAGAGUAAUCCAGCUGGUCCUAUUAGAUCUCUAAAAAUCAGGAUACGUGGCUAUAAAUAUUUCAGUGUCUUUCCUUGUUCCUUUCCAUGAUUGGGUAUGGAGAAGAACAGAUUGAUUUCUGGUCUUGAUUUCCUUUCUUUUUGCCACUAGCCAUUUGGGGAAGAGCACAGAGAUGUUAAAAAUAAAAAUGCACAUAAUUUCCUAUUUGAGGGUGACCUUUCCCUGAUCAAAUUUUUGAGCAAGGUUUAUACCAGGACAGCCAAUGUUAGGUGGUCUUCCUGCAUGAACUAAACUGUUACUGCCCUGAUUUACCUCCCACAUGGAAUCAUUUGAUCAAAUGAUCUGCACACCUGCUGUUCCUAAUCAAGAACCUCCACUUCCUAAAUCUGUUUCUGUCAUCUGCUUCUCCAGCAUCUAGCAAAUGCAGAAAAACAAGAGACUUUCCAAUGUCUUCCUUAUUCUGUGGCAAUGCAUCUUCAACAGACCACAGCCUCAUCUACCCAUCAAACCGUGGUAAUUUGCAAUUAGUGGGGUGUGGGAAGAUUACCUCUCAUUCAGCAUUGUAUCCACUAAGGCUCCAGUGUUUACCAUGAGCAAACAAUAAUAGAAUAAGCACUUGGCCAAGCAAUCAGUUGUGUAUACGAAGACAACUCUGCUUCCCUAUCCCAAUUUCACAGCUGGUAGUCAUGAGUGAAAUCCAGUUAAAUCAAGAAAAUGUAUUCUCAUAUUUUUUCACACCAUAAGAGGCCAUUCUGCCCAAUCAAGCCUCCACCAGCUCUCAGAUCAAUCCCAUUUCCCCACUUAUUUCCCUAUCUCCCUUGUUCAUCAACUGGGAGGUCGCAAGAGAAAGCAGGUGGGGGUGAGGCAAGUCCUGCAAAAGGUAGCAACACUAGCAGUUACCUGAGAGAUUGCGAGAGAAGAUGAGAUGGAGCAAGGCAAGGCCUAUAAUACCCAUGAAAGGAGACGUAGGUAGAGCAGGAGCAGUGUUAUUGGAGUGACUGUUUCUGAAGUGCGUUGGUGAGGCUUUGGUAUGAAGGCUGAGUGGUAAACUGGGAAGGCAAAGUAAGGUCGAUCCUUUUUAUUUACGCAGUGGUCAGAAAGAUUAGAACGUCAGUCAGCGGAGUGAUAUGCUCUUCCUAUGAGAUGUGGCAGAUCAGGGAGAAGUCAAGUGACAACGACCAUGUUUGCAGAAAGUCUGUCCGGCUGCAGCUCCUUUCAGACUGCAGAGAUUGGUUAGAGCUGCAGUUGGACUCACUGAGGAGCAUACAGGAGGCAGAAGAGCAGAAUUGUCAUAGAUAGCAGCUUCAGUCAGGUUGUCACACUACAGGCAUGUUCACAGUUGGAUGGUAGAUGGGCGACCAACAGGAAGGGCAGGCAGGCAGGCUGUGCAGAAGCCCCCCCCCCCCACAGGCUAUUCCCCCCUCGAACAGAUAGACCGCUUUGGAUACUGUUGGGGGGGAAAUGGCCUUUCAGAGAAAAGCAGCAGCAGCCAAAUCAGUGGCACCACGAUGGGCUCUGAUGUACAGCGGGGGGAAAGCAACAUGUAGACAAGCAGUAGUGAUAGGGGACUCAGUAGUCAGGGGAACAGAGAGGCAUUUUUGUGGCCACGAGCAAACUCCAGGAUAGUGUGUUGCCUUGCAGAUGCCAGGGGAAUGGAUGUCUCAGAGCAGGCACAGAACAGGGGAGGGUGAACAGCCAGUGGUCAUAGUCCAUAUGGGUACCGACAACAUGGGUAAGAAGAGAGAUGUGGUCCUGCAAAGGUAAUUUAGGGAGUUAAGUAGAAAAUUGAAAAGCAGGACUUCUAGGAUUGUAAUCUCAGGAUUAUUCCCUGUGCCACAUCCUAGUGAGUAUAGAAAUGAGAAGCAAGGACAGAUGAAUGCGUGGCUAAAGAGCUGGUGCAGGAGGGAGGGAUCCAGGUUUUUGGAUCAUUAGGACCUCUUCUGGGGCAGGGGUGACCUCCACAAGAUGGACGGAUUGCACCAGAACUUGAGGGAGAACUAAUAUCCUUGCUGGGAGGUUUGCUAGUGCUACUCGGGAGGGUUUAAACUAGUGAGGCAGGGGGUUGGGACCCAGAAUGACAGUGGGGAGGCUGACUCGUGUGUAGAAAAUAGAACGGGCAAGUCCAGUGGGAAGAAUAGGCAAAGACAGGAAGGGAAGCACGGGAGGACUGGUAGGCUGAAUUGCGUUUAAUUUAAUGCAGGGAGCCUCGCCGGUAAAACUGAUGAGCUGAGAGCAUGGAUCGACACAUGAGAUUACGAUAUUGUUGCAAUCAUGGAAACGUGGUUGAAGGAAGGGCAGGAGUGGCAUCUAUCCAGGGUAUAGAAGUUUCAGGUGAGAGAGUUCAGUGCAAAAGUUGGAGGAAGUUGCAUUGCAGCAGUACUCAUGGAGAAGACCCUGGAGGGAUCAGCCAAUGAGGAGAACUUAGAGGCAGCCCUUUGAUUGGGUUAUACUAUAGGCCUCCCAGGAGUCAGCAGGAAUUAGAAGAAGAGAUAUGUAAGCAGAUCGUAGAAGGGUGUAAAAGCAAUAGGGGAGUGUUAAGGGAUUUUUAACUUUCCCAAUAUUGACUGGAAUUGGCUUGGUGUAAGGGGUUUAGAUGGGAAGGAAUUCAUAAAGUGCUCUCAAGAGGGUUUUCUGAAGCAGUCUGUGGAGAGUCCUACUAGGGAGGGAGCAGUACUUGCCCUUGGGGAAUGAGGACGGGCAAGUGAUUGAAGUAUCUGUGGAGGAACCCUUUGUGAACAGUGAGCAUGGUUCAUUAAGCUUCAAGGAAGAAGAUGAAGUUGGCCCUCAAGUUGGGGUCCGAAACUAGGGGAAGGCAGAUUUCAAUAGUGUGAGACAGGACCUGGUAGAAGUAGAUUGGGAACGGCUGCUGGAGGGAAGAUAACAGUGAGCCUUACAUCAGUGAUAGGGAAGUUAUGGGAGAAGAUUCGGAGGGACAAUAUUUGUGUUCAAUUGGUAAGGCAGGGACUGACUAGGAGGAAUCAGCGUGGUUUUGUGUAGGAGGGAUCAUGUUCUCACAAAUCCAAUUGAGUUUUUUGAGGAGGUAACUCAGAAAAUUGAUUAAGGCAGAAUGGCAGAUGUGGUUUACAUGGACCUUAGUAAGGCUUUUGACAGGGUCCUGCAUGGUGGGUUGGUCCAGAAGGUUAAGGCACAAGGGAUCAGGGCUUAUUGGAAAACUGGAUUCAAAAUUAGCUUGGUGAUGGGCAGAGGGUAGUGGUGGAUGGGUGUUUUUAUGACUGGAAGUCUGUAAC